This is a messenger RNA of Protopolystoma xenopodis, 1284 nucleotides long. The record is from the annotation of a GenBank genome assembly. NCBI's taxonomy places the organism in Eukaryota, Metazoa, Platyhelminthes, Monogenea, Polystomatidea, Polystomatidae.
AUGGACAGAAAACAACAUCCAGUGAAGACGGGUUACAACGCGGCUCCACACGUCGUUACAACAUUUAUCGCUUCUUUUGACACCUCUUUUUUAGCGUCCAUUGUCUAUGUCUCUACGUACUUCGUGGCAAGGUCGAUUGGAUCUCGGCCUGAGAAAGAUCGUGCUCACCCAGCAUUGAAACCCAAGCAACGUCAUGCGUCUUUUCGCCCUGAAGAUCAAUAUAUCUCUCCAAAUACUACCGGUUCUCCGUCCCCAGCCCCACUGCUCGUGCCCUCUGUCACCAGUGCAACCUCCAUUUCUGGCGCCCAUCUGAUUCACUGCUCUAUUCCAUCUUGCCACACUUGCGCUCAACUUUCUCCUAUCCUCUCGGGGGUGACCACUCCGUCUACCCGCGCUACUGUUGUGACCAAGACCUCUGGGAAGCCGUGCAGUAGUGAACUCUCUCGCCACGCAGCAGAUAUUUCAUUGUCGAAUGAUCUUAUCGCGACAGGAGGAAAUAGAGCUACCAAUGCUGCUAAUGCUGAAUCUAGUCCUAUUAAUUUUGAGACUAGCUCGGAGACAAGCCCCAGUGGAGUACGUCCUGCUAAACCUGGCCCUCUCGACUCACCUCGGCUGGCCGCCGGACGCAUGGCGCCUACUGCUGGCAGUGGAGCCAUUGGGGCUGGAGGACGUGUGCCACCACGUUCUUGGCUCACUUUGGUGGAUAUCGAAUCGCCAGGAGGAAACAGAUGUCCGUUGAGAAGCGAUUCGGGGAUAGAAGAGGUUGGAGAGAAAUGCAGAGCUGCCAGAACUUCAGGGUUCUUGAGUGAAGCAGGCUUGCAACCCGCCGAGGCUGGACGCAAUGCCUUACCAGCUCCUCCAUCCUCUGAACUUGUUGUCCGUGGUGUCGAAUCCACCAUUGUUCGGAUACGGAGUCUUCUUGAAAUUGCAAACGGGAAGCGCCAUGGCGACUUCGUUUAUUGUUCACGCUUGAUCCAUUCUGCUGUGCAUGACAUAGUCAACCUCUUUCCGGCCUCCACCACACCUUCGACCAAUGUCACUAUGAAUUCCACCAUAAAUACCACUGUACCGCCAGCUGUGGCAACAGCCCUUUCUGGCCUUGUGAUGGCCUCACAACGCCUUCGUGACCAUUGUGAGCGAAUUUCGUUUAGUUCUACGAUUAGUGAUACGGCUGGACCAUGCGACCUAACCUUACGACCGGAAGUUAAUGUGUUGAUUCAUUUUGCGCACGAGAUUGCCAGUUCAGCUAAGGACAUCCUUACCUAUUACCAGAAACAUGUGUGA